UUACCCACAUUUUAGUCACCAAUCAGUAAUACAAUCACCUGCUCUAACAAAGAUUCUUGCAUAUGUAGCUCCCAAAAUCUCACACCCAAUAUCUGUCUCUUUCUCACAAGCCGAAUACAGCCUACAUUGUAAGCUAAAUACACGCACGCUCUCUUCUUCCCCUCUAUUUUGGAAGUCACUGGUGCUCUGUUUCUGUCUCUAGAAUCCAAUGGCGGCAGUGCCAGCAGUCUCAGUGAACGGGAUGAAGGUGGGCACGGCACCGCAGGCCUACCUGGAGAGCAAGGCAGUGAAGGACACGAGGGUUUUGAUCUCGGACCUCUGCCGCCAGUUCUACAAUCUUGGAUGGGUAUCGGGGACUGGUGGCAGCAUCACCAUCAAGGUCCAUGACGACUCCAUCCCUAAGCCCAACCAGCUCAUCCUCAUGUCCCCCUCAGGUGUUCAGAAGGAGAGAAUGGUGCCAGAGGAUAUGUAUGUGUUAUCUCCAGAUGGGUCUUUCUUGUCGGUGCCAUCUCCUAAGCCUUAUCCACACAAGCCUCCUAAAUGUUCUGAUUGUGGUCCUCUUUUCUUGAAGACAUAUGAGAUGCGUAAUGCUGGAGCUGUUAUCCACAGUCAUGGAAUUGAAUCUUGUCUUGUAACAAUGCUAGAACCAUUAUCAAAAGAAUUUCGAAUCACUCACAUGGAAAUGAUAAAAGGAAUCCAAGGGCAUGGUUAUUAUGAUGAACUUGUGGUCCCGAUAAUAGAGAACACUGCUUAUGAAUUCGAGCUCACAGAAUCUCUUGCUAAAGCUAUUGAAGCCUACCCAAAAACAACAGCUGUUCUUGUUCGUAACCAUGGCAUAUACAUAUGGGGAGACUCAUGGAUCAGCGCAAAAACUCAGGCUGAAUGUUAUCAUUAUCUCUUUGAUGCUGCCAUCAAGCUUCAUCAACUGGGGCUGGACUGGUCUACUCCAAAUCAUGGUCCCAUUCAGAAGUUUAAAGGAGUUUUAGGCAGUGGUGGUAAUGUAAAUAUGUCUGUGAAGGCAAAGGCGGAUGCAAUUCAUGAACAUGAGCCAUUGCGACGGUGCAUUGUUCUCGACAUUGAAGGGACUACAACUCCCAUAUCAUUCGUUUCUGAGGUUCUCUUUCCAUAUGCCCGUGACAAUGUUGGGAGGCAUCUAUCUGCAACAUAUGACACUGCAGAAACUCAAGAUGAUAUUAAGUUGCUGCGUAUCCAAGUUGAGGAUGACCUGGAACAAGGUGUCGUGGGUGCUGUGCCCAUUCCCCCUGAUAAUGCAGGGAAAGAGGAGGUGAUUGCUGCUUUGGUUGCUAAUGUGGAAGCAAUGAUAAGAGCUGAUAGGAAGAUCACUGCCUUAAAACAAUUACAAGGUCAUAUAUGGCAAACUGGAUUUGAGAAUAAUGAAUUGGAGGGAGAAGUUUUUGAGGAUGUACCAGAAGCUUUUGAGAAGUGGCAUGCUUUAGGCAUAAAGGUAUAUAUUUACUCUAGUGGUAGCCGGUUGGCACAAAGGCUUCUAUUUGGAAAUACAAGCUACGGGGAUCUAAGAAAAUAUUUGUCUGGAUUUUUUGACACCAGAGUGGGGAAUAAAAGAGAAACGCGCAGUUAUGUUGAAAUCACAGAAUCUCUCGGGGUUGAUAAGCCAUCAGAGAUUUUAUUUGUAACUGAUGUUUAUCAAGAAGCUGAAGCUGCAAAGGCGGCAGGUUUGGAGGUGAUAGUUUCCAUCCGGCCAGGGAAUGCUCCCCUUCCUAAGAAUCAUGGGUUCAAGACAAUCAAAUCUUUCUCGGAAAUCUGAAACCAGACAUGUUCUUCUAUAAUCAUAUGAAAUGUGACAAUUACUAUGAAUAAGUACAUACAUAUAUACCAAGCUUUCACUUUUUUUUCUUUUUUAUAUAUAUAAAAAAAUAAUAAUGCAAUUUGUGUUCUGCUCUCCUCAA
Molecule: messenger RNA, 1928 nt
Organism: Corylus avellana
Lineage: Eukaryota; Viridiplantae; Streptophyta; Magnoliopsida; Fagales; Betulaceae
Product: haloacid dehalogenase-like hydrolase family protein
Cellular component (GO): cytoplasm
Molecular function (GO): magnesium ion binding; acireductone synthase activity
Source: RefSeq, a predicted model, not a curated record